UGUUUCAAGUCGGACGUUUUUUAUUUAACGGGCCGCAAACAUGGCUUCUCCUUGAAGUGGCGAUGGACAGUUACAUGAUAAAAUAGUUUUAACAGGAAAAGACUGAAGUUGUUUUUAGUUUAGUUUUUUUUAAAUGGGGUUUAUUAAGCACGUCGUGUGCGCCAUGUCCGGCGGCGUUGACAGCUCUGUCGCGGCGUUGUUAUUAAAGAAAAGAGGCUACAGUGUAACGGGUGUUUUCAUGAAGAAUUGGGACUCCCUGGAUGAGAGAGGGGUGUGUACCACAGAAAAAGACUGUGAGGACGCCUUUAGAGUGUGUCAGACCCUGGACAUCCCCUUCCAUCAAGUGUCAUAUGUCAAGGAGUACUGGCAUGAAGUUUUUAGUAAACUAUUGAAGGAAUACGAGAAGGGGAGGACGCCCAACCCAGAUAUAUUAUGCAACAAGCACAUCAAAUUCAACCAUUUCCACAAGUAUGCUGUCAACACACUGGGUGCUGAUGCCAUGGCAACAGGCCACUAUGCCAGGACGUCACAGGAAGACGAAGAGGUUUUCCAACAGAAACCCACAGUGCCGCCGAUCACUCUUUUUAGAGAUCGGUUUGAGAUUAGAAAUCCGGUGAGGUUGUACAAAGGAGCAGAUCUCCUCAAAGAUCAAACCUUCUUCCUCAGUCAAAUCUCCCAGGAUGCCUUGCGACAAACCAUGUUCCCACUAGCUGGACUCACCAAAGAGUUUGUUAAGAAGAUUGCUGCUGAGGCAGGGUUUCACCAUGUGCUGAAGAAAAAAGAGAGCAUGGGCAUCUGUUUCAUUGGAGAGAGAAACUUCGAAAACUUUAUUUUGGAGUAUCUGGAACCUAAACCAGGGAACUUUGUCUCCAUUGAGGAUGGGGCUGUCAUGGGAACACACAAAGGCUGGUUCACUCUGACGCUGGGCCAGAGGGCGAGAAUUGGAGGGCAGAGAGACCCUUGGUUUGUGGUGGACAAAGACAUUGCUACUGGAGAUGUGUUUGUGGCUCCAACUACCAAUCACCCGGCUCUUUUCCGUGAGACGGUGCGAACGGAGCGUUUCCAUUGGGUAACCGUUGACCCGCCUCCUGAACUAGUCAAGACCCAUAUGAUGGAGUGUCAUUUCCGCUUCAUCCACCAGAUGCCGCUCACUCCCUGUACAGUGACUCUGAACAUGAACGGCUCUGUGUGGAUCUCACUCUCCCAGCCAGUCAGGGCUCUGACACCUGGACAGUUUGCUGUGCUCUACAAAGGAGACGAGUGUCUGGGUAGUGGGAAGAUCGUACAACUGGGGCCCAGUGAAUACACACUCCAGCAGGGCAGAGAACGCUUGGCAGCAGGCGCGCAGCCCGGGGAGCAGCAGACGCCUGAACCAGCCAGCUGAGAUGAGCUCACAGACGGGCGUGGUGGAAAUGAGCUCUUUCCGGUACAUUAGGUAGAGCACACUGUUCAUGGAAAUAACACUGUUUCUCUACACCGGGCUCUAUGGCAAAGUGCCUGCACCGGAGGCCAUAUUAGAGACUGUAAACCUGGGGGUUGUUUUUAAAUGCAUAACUUCAGUGUAUUGAUAAAACAAGGACAAAAUGGUUACUCUCUGCA
Messenger RNA from Etheostoma cragini (Arkansas darter), 1599 nucleotides. RefSeq names its product tRNA 5-methylaminomethyl-2-thiouridylate methyltransferase (gene trmu). The record is from RefSeq and is a predicted model, not a curated record. The transcript is spliced from 11 exons. Gene Ontology annotation, cellular component: mitochondrion. The coding region runs from base 134 to 1384 and encodes 416 amino acids. Lineage: Eukaryota; Metazoa; Chordata; Actinopteri; Perciformes; Percidae. Gene Ontology annotation, molecular function: sulfurtransferase activity. Gene Ontology annotation, biological process: tRNA wobble position uridine thiolation.